Molecule: messenger RNA, 971 nt
Organism: Centropristis striata (black sea bass)
Lineage: Eukaryota; Metazoa; Chordata; Actinopteri; Perciformes; Serranidae
Gene: isca2
Product: iron-sulfur cluster assembly 2
Exons: 4
Coding region: 63-602 (179 amino acids)
Biological process (GO): iron-sulfur cluster assembly
Cellular component (GO): mitochondrion
Molecular function (GO): iron ion binding; 2 iron, 2 sulfur cluster binding; 4 iron, 4 sulfur cluster binding
Source: RefSeq, a predicted model, not a curated record
UGAAUGUGCGAGCUGCCUCUUGUCGCCGGUUGGGGUGGAACUCAUAACAGUUGUUAUGGAAGAUGUCAUUGGUGAGAGGAGCUAUGAUAACUGCGUCUAGGUCAAGAGUAUUGAGCCUUGCUAGGGCAUCUACUCUUGUGAGCAACCUCAAUGUGAGCCAGCAGGUACAGCGACUUCCCCCAGGCUUCCCCCAGCCACCCCUUCACACAACGGGGCUUCAGCAGCGCUUCAGCAGCGCCUCAGCCCAGGAGAGGCCAGCUGUGUCAGAUCCAGCUGGAGAUAAAGUACAGCUCACUGAGUCAUGUGUGAAGAGACUGGGGGAAAUCAUGGACAAGGGCGAGUAUCUGAGAAUACAUGUGGAAGGAGGAGGCUGCUCCGGGUUCCAGUACAAGUUUUCUGUUGACGGUAACAGGAAUGAAGAUGACCGAGUGUUCGAGCAGGGAGGAGUGGGCAUUAUCGUGGAUCAGGACAGCCUGGAGUUUGUGAAAGGAGCCACCGUGGACUAUAGCCAGGAGCUGAUCCGGGCCACCUUCCUCGUCCUCAAGAACCCUCAAGCCGAUCACGGCUGCUCAUGUGGCAGCUCCUUUUCUGUCAAACUAUGACUCUGUCUCCAUGCAUCAAUAUUUCUUCAUAACAGAUUAAAUGAACCUCACCUUUACUUCACACAAAAAAUAUUAUAGACACUUUAUUAUGGAAUGCAUUCGAACUGGUUUGUAGUUGUGAAACUAUUUGAACUGAAUGAAAGACAGAGGUAUCCAUUAAUCUGUGCUGUUUUGCUUAUAGUGACAGCUGAGUUCCCAAUAUUCAACUGUAAUCUGUUAUUUAUCCAACAAAACAAAAGCUCAGUUGAGGUGUUAGAUUUGCCUCUGUGUGUAAAAUAUGUAAAUAGGCCAGAUCUAUGAUUGCAAAGAGCUAAGCUAUUAUUGUAUUUGUUUCAUCAAUAAUAAAAUUGAGUGAAUUUCAGAUAUCUA